This is a messenger RNA of Amyelois transitella, 693 nucleotides long. RefSeq lists its product as uncharacterized. The record is from RefSeq and is a predicted model, not a curated record. Bases 1 to 693 code for a protein of 230 amino acids. Lineage: Eukaryota; Metazoa; Arthropoda; Insecta; Lepidoptera; Pyralidae. The transcript is spliced from 5 exons.
AUGAUUACUGUGGCCGCCGUCGUCGUGGUAGUAGCGUUGUUGCUACUCGCAGUUCUGAUCAAAUGGAAAUGGACCGGUGCUAUUUACAAGACUGAGGAGUGUCCCCCAUUCACGCCUGUGCAACUGGUACAUCGGCUGUGUCCCCACAACAACGUGGUGCAGAGCUUCGAGGUGGAACAGAAGGACAGCCUUGACGAACAUCUGGAUGUUCUCACCAGGAAACUAGCCGAGAAGGAAGGUCGAUUGCGCAUCUCAAAGUCCAAGAUCCGGGAGACGCAGCACGAGAUUGACAACUUGCACGCCAUCGACCAGGAUGUGAGAGUCAAGUACAGGGAGAUCAUGGAGUCUUUACGAUCGGACCUUCAAACCAACGAGAGUGACUGUAAGAAGUUGCAGGAGCAGAUCGAGUGGGUCUCCAGGCGGCGCGCUGAACUGAGGGACGAGGUUCGUAUAGGGCAAAUGCGGUACGGCGAGGCGGCCGCAGAAUUGGCAAGCAAUCUGUCGGAGUUACAACGUGGUAGAAUGCCUGACAGAGUGAUAGAUAAGCCACAGAACCAACAUUCUCAUGUGUGCUUGAGACACAGGAAGGAGCCCCACCUACCCACGGCGUCCUCGGUCAAAUCCCUGGUCAUUAAAUCCCCGCCAAUGUCGGAUGAAGCUGUCCUGUCGAAUAUACAUCCAGCGUUUAAGUGA